Effrenium voratum is the source of this 639-nucleotide messenger RNA. NCBI's taxonomy places the organism in Eukaryota, Dinophyceae, Suessiales, Symbiodiniaceae. The record is from the annotation of a GenBank genome assembly.
AUGGCUUUGACGUUUUACACAAACCCGAUGAGCCGCGCCCAGAUCGCCCGCUGGGCGCUUCACGAGGUCGGUGCCGAUUACCAGGAGCGCAUUCUGGGCUUCGGCGCCGAGAUGAAGAGCGCCGACUAUCUGGCGGUCAAUCCGAUGGGCAAGGUCCCGGCCAUUGUUCAUGACGACACCAUUGUCACCGAGGCGGCCGCUAUCUGUCUCUAUCUGACCGAGGCUUUCCCGGAGGCGGGUCUUGCGCCACAGACGCGAACCGAGAAGGCCGACUGCUAUCGCUGGAUGUUUUUUGCGGCCGGUCCCGUCGAACAGGCCAUUACGUCGCACGCCAUGAAAUGGGACGAGGGCCUGGACGCCAAAAAAUCGGCAACGCUCGGUUUCGGCACCUACGAUGCCGUUGUCCACACGCUGUCCGCUUUCCUGGAAGGCCGCGACUAUGUGUGCGGCGGUCGCUUCACGGCAGCCGAUCUCUAUGUCGGCGCACAGGUAGACUGGGGUCUGCAAUUCGGCACGAUGCCAUCCACGCCGGCUUUCGAAACCUAUGCCGCACGGCUGCGGGAGCGUUCCGCCUACAAGGCCGCCAGGAAAAUCGACGCUGAUGUAAUCGCGGCAAUGCAGGCGGAGACCAGCACUUGA